CCCGUUCUUUACCAGGUGGCUAAAGUGGGGGGGAGUAUCGCCAUUAUUGAAUCCGUGUAUAGGACUCAUUUGCCGCUUCCACACGGCAAUCAUACACACCCACAUAGCUAGAUAAGAAGAAGAAGAAGAAAAGAUAUGGAAGGUUUCAUGCGUAUGUUUUCGACUUUCUUCGUCGGUCUCCUGCUUCUGGUGGCUACAGCUGGGAUAGGGCCAAAUGUAAUGGUUGCUGAGGCAAGAAAAUGUGAGAGUCAGAGCCACAAGUUCGCGGGAAUUUGCUUGAUAGAGAGCAAUUGUGCAUCUAUUUGCAAAACUGAGGGUUACAGUGGAGGCAACUGCGGCGGUUUUCGCCGCAGAUGCUUCUGCACCAAAGAUUGUUAAUGAGUAAUGUACUACUAAUCGCUCUCAGCUAGCUAUAUCUGUUGGGAGGAUGCAUACAUCGGCCGGAGGAAACUGAUCAUGUGUCAGACGUCGACAAACCGUACUUACAUGUUUAGAAUAAGUGGCGUUGUGCCUUCUUGUGUUUUAAAUUUGGUGAUCUAUGUUAACUUGGAUUUAUGUAUGAUCGUAAUGCCACACAUUUAUAUUGCAGUUUUUUCUUCUUAA
Messenger RNA from Rosa chinensis, 603 nucleotides. Its product is annotated as defensin Ec-AMP-D1. The record is from RefSeq and is a predicted model, not a curated record. Gene Ontology annotation, biological process: defense response. Bases 136 to 378 code for a protein of 80 amino acids. NCBI's taxonomy places the organism in Eukaryota, Viridiplantae, Streptophyta, Magnoliopsida, Rosales, Rosaceae. The transcript has 2 exons.